AUGGGGAAGAUUGAGGUUCACAGAUGCUCUGAUAAAGGCGACAGCGUUGGUGAAGGAAUAGGCAAGGGAGGGGGACUCGAUGGUGGAAUCGGUAAAGGUGGAGGAAUUGGAGGAGAUUUGGAUCUCAUUAAGGUUGCAAACAGUACCUGUUUACUAGCAUUUCUUGACCCUCUGAUAGGAUUUGGCUUCUCAGUUGACUCAUCUUCAUUUAAGCCCUUUCCGCCGACCACAGUGGAAAAACAAUUCAAAGAGAAGAAAUACAAGCAACCCAGUUCUCCUGGUGAAAGACAUGCUAAGCUUUUGAAUUCUAUUUUCAGUCAUGUAGAUUCUAAAAAGAAGAAAUCAAAAUCCACUACUCAAUCCGUACGGUCAUCUACGGGUUUACAACAUGAGUUAGUAGAUGAGAAUAGAAACAUAGAUUUAGCUUGGUUGGAUGAAAAAUUCAAAUUCUAUAAUGAGUUUUUAGAGAAAAGCAAGAAUUAUGGGUGUGGUUCUUUAGAGAAAGAUAGGACAUCAGAGAAGAUAUUGAGGAACUUUGUUGAAGAGGAUGAUGGAGGAGAGAGUGAGUCGAGCUCUGAUCUAUUUGAGCUUCAGAACCGUGACUUGGGAUUACUAUGCAGGUAG
Molecule: messenger RNA, 624 nt
Organism: Telopea speciosissima
Lineage: Eukaryota; Viridiplantae; Streptophyta; Magnoliopsida; Proteales; Proteaceae
Product: protein BIG GRAIN 1-like E
Exons: 4
Coding region: 1-624 (207 amino acids)
Biological process (GO): auxin-activated signaling pathway
Source: RefSeq, a predicted model, not a curated record